UUGCAGCCAAGCAACGUCCUCCUUUUAGACCACCAUCCUUAGCUUCUGCAUCUACUUGUGCCCAGCAUUUCCACUACUAUCUCCAACCAUCAGAACCAAUACACACAAACCACCCCGCAGUGCAAUGGAGGCCACCGCACUGAGCGUUGGCAAGUCGGUGCUGAAUGGAGCGAUUCGAUACGCCUCAUCCGCCCUGGCGGAGGAGGUUGCUUUGCAGCUCGGAGUCCGACGUGACCAAGUCUUCAUCACCAAUGAGCUCGAGAUGAUGCAGGCUUUCCUUGAGUCCGCUCAUGACGAGGGAGAUGGCAACAGGGUGGUCAAGGUCUGGGUGAAGCAAGUCCGCGACGUGGCUUACGAUGUCGAGGACACACUCCAAGAGUUCGCCGUGCACCUAGAGAAGCAGUCUUGGUGGCGUAUCCGUCGCAACCUACUCGACCGGCGCCGUGUGGCAAAGCAGAUGAAGGAUCUCAGAGCCAAUGUUGAGGAUGUUAGCCAGAGAAGCAUGCGCUACAACCUCAUCAAGGGCCCUGCCUCAAAGGCCGCCAUGGCGGCCGAGCAGUCUAACAUUACUUCUGCAGCACUGUUUGGCAUCGAUGAAGCAAGGCAUGCAAUGAAGCAGGAGAAAUCAAAAGUAGAACUUGUCCAGCUCCUCAACGAGAAGGAGAAUGACCUUAGGGUAAUUGCAGUGUGGGGAACAAGUGCUGAUCUCGGGCAGACUUCCAUCAUCAGGACAUUGUAUGAGGAUCCAUAUAUUAAAAGCAAGUUCUCAUGCCGAGCUUGGGUCAGAGUGAUUCAUCCUUUGAAUCCAAAAGAUUUUGUUCAGAGUUUGGUGCAGCAGUUUCACGCAGCCGUAGGGGUUGAUGCUCUGUUGAAAAUGGAGAAGACAUUGCAAGAGUUGGCUGAAGAGUUUAAUAGAUAUGUGAACAGUAAAAGAUACUUGAUUGUCCUAAACGACCUGUCCACUCUUGAGGAGUGGGAUCUGAUUAAAAGUUGCUUCCCGGACAAGACUAUGGGGAGCAGGAUCAUAGUGUCCACUGCUCAAGUAGAAGUUGCAAGCUUAUGUGCAGGGCAAGAAAGCAUAGUAUCAGUGCUUAGGCGCAUGUCUGCUGAUCAGAGUAUUUAUGCUUUCCAUCAGAAGGUCUCUCAAGAUGGAACAGGUUUAGAGUCAAGCUCAGACCGUGUCACUACCACUACAGAUAACAACUUUAUAGUGCCCACAGGUGAAAUAGUAGAGGAUCAAUCUGAGGGUGCUCCUGAUAAAAAUACCAUAAAAAAGAGCUUCACUCGCACCACGACAAUGAUGAUUGCUUUGGAGGAAUCUCAUCUUGUUGGGCGAGAGAAAGAAAAAGUUGAGAUUAUCAUGCGAAUUUCAAAUCAAGCUACCCAAGAAUACCAGGUGAUCUCCGUGUGGGGAAUGGGUGGUCUAGGAAAGACCACUCUAGUCAAAGAUAUCUACCAAAACCAAGAGCUGAGUAGCACAUUUGAGAAGCGUGCUUGUGUCACGGUUAUGCGUCCUUUCAAUCUUGAUGGUCUUCUUAGGAGCUUAAUUGUGCAACUAGAUAGAGGAUCUUCAGAUAAGAAAGACGUGGUGGGUUUGAUGGGCAAGACAAGGAACACAUUGCUAUUGAUGCCACUAAUAGGACUUAUUAAGGAGAUGGAAAGGCUUAUAGAAGGAAAGAGGUGCUUGAUUGUUCUUGAUGAUGUAUCAUCUACUGAAGAAUGGAACAUGAUAGUACCACAUUUCCAUGGAAUAGAACAUACAAGCCGGAUCAUGGUUACCACAAGGGAAGAAAAUAUAGCAAAACUUUGUUCACGGAGACAAGAAAAUAUAUACAUGCUUAAAGAUCUAGCACACAAGGAUGCACGUGACCUCUUCACUAAAAAGGUAUUCAAGAAGACUAUUGAUUUGAAUUUGCAAUAUCCAGAGCUAGUUGAACAGACAGAACAGAUUCUGAGAAGGUGUGGUCGACUCCCCCUUGCAAUAGUCACCAUAGGUGGCUUCUUAUCAAACCAACCAAAGACCUAUUUGGAAUGGAGGAAAUUGAAUGAUAAUAUCAAUUCUGAGUUGGAGAUGAAUCCAGAGCUUGGGACCAUAAGAAAUGUCCUUAUGAGGAGCUAUGAUGGUUUACCUUAUCACCUCAAGUCUUGUUUCCUUUAUAUGCCCAUCUUUCCUGAAGAUUACAAGAUUGGACGGGGCCGCCUGGCACGUCGGUGGAGUGCAGAGGGUUACUCAAGGGAGGUGCGUGGCAGGUCUGCAGAGGAAAUAGCGGACAACUACUUCAUGGAACUUAUAAGCAGGAGUAUGAUCCUACCAUCUCAACAAUCAAUUCAAAGUACAAAAGGAAUUGAUUCCUGCCAAGUCCACGAUCUUAUCCGUGAAAUUGGUGUCUCAAAGUCGAUGGAAGAAAAUCUUGUUUUUACACUCGAGGAAGAUUGCAGCUCAAAUAGCCAGGCCACGGUGCGCCACCUGGCUAUAAGCAGUAACUGGGAAGGAAAUAAGUCUGAGUUUGAGAGCAUAGUGGACAUGUCCCGUCUCCGUUCAAUCACAUGUUUCGGAGAGUGGAAGUCAUUUUUCGUUUCUGACAAGAUGAGGUUGCUACGAGUGCUGGACCUGGAAGAUGCAACCGGUCUACAUGGUCAUCACAUUAAGCAUAUUGGGAAGUUUCUUCACCUAAGAUACCUUUCUCUAAGAGGAUGUUGUGAUAUUGUUCACCUUCCAGAUUCAUUGGGUAACCUGAGACAGCUUGAGACACUAGACAUUAGAGAUACCCCCAUACUGAUGCUGCCAAAGACAAUCAUCAAGCUUCGCAAGCUAAACAAUCUUCGUGCUGGGUGGUUGUCAGAGAAUGAGGAUGCCUCAUUUGUUGUGGGGGAGGAUUUGCCAAAGGUAUUGAAUAACGGACCAUGCAAUUUACUUCUCGUGAUGCUGGCAUCUUGUUAUAUGUGUAUACUGUCUUAUGAUGAUGUUGACAUGAGCCGCCGAGCUAUGUGCAAUUUCUUGUGCUGCUCCCUGUUCCCUGCUAUGUUGAUGCGCAUUGAACUAAGUGGUGUUCUAGUGCCAAGAGGAAUGAGGAAACUGGAAGCCCUGCGCACAGUGAGUGUUCUGAACAUUGGCCGGCGGGGAAAGGAUGUUGUAAAGGACAUAAAACGGCUUGUUCGUCUGCGCAAGUUGGGAGUGACCGGCGUCAAUAAGGAAAACGGAAAAGAGCUGUGUUCUGCAGUUGUUGGUCUUAGCCGCCUGGAGUCAUUAUUGAUACGGUCAGAGGGGGAGCCAGGUUUAUGUGGCUGCUUGGAGGGAAAGUUCUCGUUUCCGGAGACACUCCAGAGCCUCAAGCUGUACGGCAACCUGGUUAAGCUGCCAGAAUGGAUACAGGGGCUCAAGAAUCUGGUGAAGCUGAAGCUGCGGAGCUCCAGGAUAACAGAGAACGAUGCUGGCAUACAAGUCCUUGGGAAUCUACCCAAUCUGGCGUUCCUGCAUCUGUUGGAGAAGUCACUAGAGGGUGAAGAGGUCCAUCUCAGUUUCGAGCAGGGGACGUUCCCGAGCCUGGUGGUGCUGGAGCUGAGCAUCGGACUCAAAAAAAGGCUCAAGUCCGUCAAGUUUGAACAAGGAACAGCCCCAAAGCUUGAGGUGCUCAAGUUUGGUACGGAUACAUACAUCGGCUGUAGUUAUGUUUUCGGUCUACCAUAUCUCUCAAGCCUCAAGGAAGUUCUGCUCCAAGGUUCCUAUCAUGUGACUGAAUUGGCAUACGUGAGGGCUGAGCUCGCCGAGAAUCCAAAUCGACCUGUCAUGAAGUGGGGCUGAUCGUGUUUCAGAGAAUUCAGAGGUCAAUCACGCCCAACAAUCCAAGGCAAGUAGGAGUGUUGUUGUAUUUUCAUUUCUGUGCAGUAUCUACGGACAGUUUUUGUUGGAAGAACAUCUAUGAGAAGUUAGUAGUUGAUAUUUGCAUUCGUGCUGGUUGAUGACUUGUUUUGAAGCCAGAUAUCACCUGUAAUAAUGUAUAGGCUGCGUCCAUCGAUGUCCUGAUAAUUAUGCGCGCGCUUGAUCGUGUGCAUAUCUGAAUCUUUUUCCAGCUUGUUUGUUAUACUGCCUGUUUAUUGUUCAUAUGGGAAUGGCAAUUUGGUGUAUUUUUUUUUCU
Messenger RNA from Triticum urartu, 4136 nucleotides. The record is from RefSeq and is a predicted model, not a curated record. NCBI's taxonomy places the organism in Eukaryota, Viridiplantae, Streptophyta, Magnoliopsida, Poales, Poaceae.